Fonsecaea nubica is the source of this 690-nucleotide messenger RNA. RefSeq lists its product as hypothetical. Lineage: Eukaryota; Fungi; Ascomycota; Eurotiomycetes; Chaetothyriales; Herpotrichiellaceae. The coding region runs from base 1 to 690 and encodes 229 amino acids. The record is from RefSeq and is a predicted model, not a curated record. Gene Ontology annotation, molecular function: methyltransferase activity. The transcript has a single exon. Gene Ontology annotation, biological process: ubiquinone biosynthetic process.
AUGAACGACCUUAUGUCAUUGGGCAUCCACCGCCUCUGGAAGGACUAUUUCGUCCGCAGCCUCAACCCGGGCAGCCGAACCAGCGAAAAGGGCUGGAAUAUUCUUGAUGUAGCAGGAGGCACUGGCGACAUUGCAUUCCGCAUGCUUGACCACGCUACCAAUGUGAAUUUCGACGUUAAAACAAAAGUCACCAUCGCGGACAUCAAUCCAGACAUGCUAGCUGAAGGACAGAAAAGAGCCCAGGAAACACCGUAUUGGAAUUCAGGGCGACUAUCAUUCAUGGAGGGGAACGCCGAAUCCAUGCCUUCGAUCGACUCGAAUUCCAUUGAUCUCUACACGGUUGCCUUUGGGAUCCGCAAUUUCACCAAUAAAGAUGCUGCCAUUCGCGAAGCAUUUCGAGUCCUCAAACCAGGCGGAGUUUUCGCGUGUCUAGAGUUCAGCCAUGUUAACAACUCACUGUUCAAUACCGUCUACAAGAGAUGGAGUUUUGGCGCUAUACCUUUGAUUGGUCAGUUGGUUGCUGGUGAUCGGGACAGUUAUCAGUACCUUGUUGAAAGCAUCGAGCGAUUCCCCACACAGGAGGAGUUUAAGUCGAUGAUCGAAGUGGCCGGCUUCGUCACACCGGGGAAAGGCUAUGAAGACCUGACGGGAGGUAUUGCCAGCAUUCAUCGAGGCGUGAAACCAUUGUAA